Nannospalax galili (Upper Galilee mountains blind mole rat) is the source of this 2979-nucleotide messenger RNA. It is a transcript of the gene Ttc22, whose product is annotated as tetratricopeptide repeat domain 22. Lineage: Eukaryota; Metazoa; Chordata; Mammalia; Rodentia; Spalacidae. The record is from RefSeq and is a predicted model, not a curated record. The transcript has 7 exons. Bases 761 to 2464 code for a protein of 567 amino acids. Gene Ontology annotation, molecular function: protein binding.
GCCUACAUGUCUCCAGAGCAACCACUUAUCAGUUUUACCUGUGUCUCCCCCUACCCCUUGGCGGGGACUGCAUCAUGUCAUAGAGGGGAGCCGAUGUAUAUGGGAUCAAGCUUUAUUAAGGAAGCUUUGUUAGAGAAGCGGCAGUAGAACCAGCACUUGGGCGCCUGGGUCUGACAACUGGAGCUCACUUCUCGGCUGAGGAGACGCAGAGAAAUCCAAGUGGGAAGUAUAAUUACCAGGGAAAAGUAGGAGGGCGGUGGCCGACUAUGUUCAAGGGAAGAGGACAGAAGCGCUGCGGGAGCCUGCCACGGUGGCUGCAGCGAGGGCGGAGCAGUGCGGUGGAGGAAGGGCCUGGCCAGCCUGGGCAAACUGGGGUUCCAGACCUCCUUGGGCAUGCCCUGGCUGUAUGGCCUUGGCCAAUCCCUUCCUUCUCUGGACCUAUGUCCUCAUCUGCUGUGCAGAGAGUGAAAUCUGCCUUUACCUCACACCAGGAUUUUCCAGCCUCGCUUUUGGCAAUGCACCUCACCUGUUUUUCUGGCACACCCGCUUGUGCAAUGCUGAUGUCUAGCAGCGAAAGCGGAAACACCUACAGGGCGAUCCCGCGGCCGACGUGGGGACCCACCCACUUGUGAUAGGCACCCAGGACAGGGAAGCAGCGGUGGCCUGUGCCUGUGCUCGGGGCUUGCUCCGGGGCCCGCCCCAUCUGCUGUCCUCCGCAGCCUCGGGGGGCUAGGGAAGACCAGAGCAAGCCGGGGCAAACAUGACGGAGCCCGAAGCCUCGACCGAGGAUCUGGACACCCUCCUCGACGACCUGGACUACCUUCCCGGCCACUUCCACCUGGAGAUGCAGCUCAACUUCGAGCCGCGUUCACCUGCCAAGCUGCGGGCCCGGGACCUGAAACUCCAGCGCGAGGGCCUGCGGCAGGAGCUGGAGCUGGUGGCAGCUCCGCAGCUGCCUGCUGUGCGUCACCUUCUGGGCACCUUCUCCUUCUACCUGGAGGAGCUGGACCAGGCCCGCGAGCGCUUCCUCGAGGUGGCCCGCGAGGACCCCGGCAACCUCAACGCCUGGGCCAAUCUGGCACAUGUGUAUGGGCAGCUGGGCCAGGAGGAAGAGGAGGAGGCGUGUGCUACGCAACUGGCUGAACUCAUGGGCCUGCCAGGGGAGGACUCUGGGGACCCCCGGCUCCGUGCCGCCCGCUGCCUGGCAGAGCAGGGCUAUGCGCACGGCUUCGAUGUGGGCUGUGCCAGUCUGGAGGAGCACGCGCAGGUGCUGGAGGCGGGCAUCGCCCUCUACGACAAAGCACUUGGCUAUGGGCAGCAGGUCCCCAUGGAGGAGAAAAGAAGCUGGUACUUUACCAUGGCAACACUCUUCAUCAGACUAGAUGGCAUCUUCCUGGAGCUGGGCAGUGAGGAACAGAAGCGGCUGCCAGCCUUUAACCGCACGCUGGCUUUACUCCGGCAAGUCCUCAAGACCUCGGACCCCCGACAGCAAGCUCUAGCCUGGUGCUACCUUGGCAUGCUGCUGGAGAGGAAGGAUACUUUCACCAGCACCCCCAUGGGCAUCCACGACUGCGGAUACUCAGGGACUGACCCCCUGGACUGCUUCGGCAAGGCCAUCGAGAUAGCCAAGAACCAACCUCCCAUCCUGAAUCGCCUGGCCAAAAUCUUCCACUUCCUAGGAAAGCAGGAUAUGGCCAUUGGAACCUGCAACAUGGCCCUGGAUGUGCUUCCAGACCCAGAACUCAACUGGCAGGCAUACUGCACAAGGGCCAAGGUGCACGUCAGAGCCUAUGUCCAAGACCUGGAACGGGCCAAGGUGGGUCUCGGGGGCAUGCCUGACAGGAACCAUCUGGGGUGUGCCAAAGCUGACCUUGAGGAAGUGGUCAAGGUGUGCCCAGGCCUCAGGACCUACCUCGACAUUGGCCAGGUCUACUACUACAUGGGCGUGGAUGCCAUGCGGGAGCUGCUGGCGGUGGACGAGGCAGCGCUUAACCAGGCACUGGUCUUCCUGGCAAAGGCGGGCGAGUCAGAGCUGGGCGCCACGCUGCCCGAGCUACAGCUGCUACGUGGCAAAUGCCUGCGUGUCCAGGGAGAAGAGGCCAACGCAGCGGCCUGCUUUAAGCGCACGGUGGAGCUGGACGACUCGGGCUCCAGUCACACCGAGGGCUUCGGCUGCCUGCUGGAGGCGCUGCUGGCACAGUGGAGCCAGGCGCAGCUGAGCGACUGCGAGGUGGGCCUCGAGGUGGACUUCUGGCUGCGCCAAGCCCAGGGCAAGUACCCCGCGGCGUGCCUUCGCCAGGAGCUGCAGCGUGUGUGGCGCAGGCACACGGAUGAGGUGCUAGGCUUGGCCCGGGCCUUGGUGAUCCAAGGAAAGCCAGCGCUAGUGCGGCUGCUCUUUGAGAGCAUGGAGCAGGAGGGUGAGGAUGCUGGAGCACCACACAGAGGACACGCACUCUCCUUCUAAGUGCUGGGUGCACCGGCCAGAAGCUACGCGGCCCGUCCCGACGAGGCCCCGCCCCCAGCUUCCAGCUGGCGGGUGAUCAGAGUCAAACUCUGUUUUGGAAUUUGUAGUUUUGGGGAGCUUGCCUAGCGUGCCUGAGCCUCUGGCUUCCUUUCUGCAGUGGGGAGAUGUGAAAGCUUUCAUUUUCCCGGAAAUUGUAAAUGGAUACUGGGAGGCAGUUUCAAGUGCUCAUAGGGAAACUGCCAGUUGAGGGAAAUAAGGUUUUUACAAACAUGGUUCAAGUAUCCCGAGAGGAAAGAUAGCCUGGUGCUUGAUUGCCUGUCAUUGGAGUCCUAAGAACCACACUGAAAGUUGACGGCAGAGGGUCUCAAGUCCUGCAGAAAAAGCCUGGCACCCACAAUGAGUGGGUGCAGCAGGGUCCUGACUUAAUCCCAGGUGCUCAGACCCCAUUCCUACCUCUCCACCAGCUUCUCACAGGAAUAGGCAUUCACACACCGAAAUAAAACUCAUCAGAAACA